Messenger RNA from Sardina pilchardus (European sardine), 3811 nucleotides. RefSeq names its product TEPSIN adaptor related protein complex 4 accessory protein (gene tepsin). The coding region runs from base 49 to 1998 and encodes 649 amino acids. Gene Ontology annotation, cellular component: trans-Golgi network membrane. NCBI's taxonomy places the organism in Eukaryota, Metazoa, Chordata, Actinopteri, Clupeiformes, Clupeidae. The record is from RefSeq and is a predicted model, not a curated record. The transcript is spliced from 13 exons.
CCUCCUUCGACUAUGGGAAACACAUACGGAAUUUGAGAAUGCUAAAUCAUGGCAACCUUGAUAGAGCGGCUUGCUUUUCUUCAGAAAGUCCCAACCUUAAUGAAGGCUACGUCUGAUGACGAGACACCUUGUCCUGGCUACCUUUUUGAAGAAAUUGGAAAAAUCUCCCAUGAGUCUGUGGGCUACUGCCAGUGUCUGUUGGAGUACCUGCUGGAGAGGCUCCAGGUGCAGUCUUGUCAGGUGAAAAUCAAGGUCCUGAAGAUCUUGCUGCACCUGUGCGGUCAUGGCCCUCCUCACCUGCUGACCGAGCUGCGACGCAAUGCCACCUUCAUCCAGGAGGUGAUCGCAUACAGUGGACCUCCCGAUCCCAUCCAUGGAAACGCUCCUUAUCAGAAAGCUCGAGCUGCAGCUCAGGAGCUGGCCAGUUUGCUGUUUACAGAUUCAGUGUCCCCAGAGUCCGCCGUGUCCCCCUGCCGAGUGGCCACCACAACCACAGGAAUGGGUUCCAAUUCAUCUCCGCGGUCUGGCAUGCAGGGUUUCGGCUACAGCCCGGGAAAGUCAUCUGGCGGCGGCGGCGGCACCUUCCUGGACAAGAUCCAGAAGGCGGCUGAAGUGAUGGCCAGUGCCGUCCUGCCCCCCUCCGAGCAGCCGGGCAUCCGCCUGCAGGAGAACCACUACCGCGCGGUGGUGGCGCCCUCUGGUGUGGUGGAAGUGGCAGUGCCAGCGUGUGCCUACAGCAUGCCCGCUCACAGCCACAGAGCGGCGCUCCGGUGCCCGGGCCAGGUGGGCGGCGGCUGGGAGGAGAACGACAGCGGCCACAGCUCCUCCCACAACUCCUCCCAGGAGAACGCCGGCGCCAGCCGCGCCUCGCUGGACGCCAGCAGCAAGUCAGGCGGCACCACCGACAGCCAAUCAGCCGCCAGCCGAGAGAGCGGCGACCUAUCAGAACGUGUGGAGGCGAUUCAGCUGGGCGACUGUGGCCAGGAGGUGGCGCUCAUCAGCAGUCUGACGGAGGGCUCCAAAGUCUUCCUGUCCCGAGAGGAGAGCCAACACUUCAUCAAAGAGUGUUCUAUUCUGAACUGUGAGGUGGUGGUGGAGCUUCUCUCCAGGAGACUUCAGGAGUCCACACAGACGGUUCAAAUGAGGGCGAUGUGUGCCUUGGCAUGCCUCAUGUCCUCAGACCUGCUGUCACUGGAGCAGAUCUACAGUGUCACCCACAAGCGCCUGGCCCAGCUCAGUCAAGGAACACCUGGGCCCGUCACCAACAAAGCCACCAAGCUCCUGAGGCAGUUUGAGGCUCUCUUGGCAGGUCAGGUACGACACAGCCUGCCGUCCUCAACCUCGAGCAGCCCCAGCCUCACUGCCCAGUCGCCGCUUCCCAAACCCCCCCUUGCCGACAGCGUCCUGCACCCCGGUCCCGUCACAGGGUCCCCCACCACCUCCAACCCUCACCAGGAGCCAGGACCGCUUGUGGAACCAGAACCAGACCCAGAACCAGAACCACCAACUGGGCCUUCCAGGAGCCCUCGCAGUGAUCAGAACCAGAUGGAGGACUUGGGGAGAGGGCCACUCGACCCGACUGAGGGGCCCCAGGAAAGCCCUCCAGAGUCGGGGAACACGGAGCUGGAGUCCAGGCUGGAGGGGUCAGAGCCAGAGCCAGGCCCUGGUGGUGGGGAGAGGGGGGCUUGUGAGGUCCUGCCCCCCCUCUCCCCUUCACCUGCUCUGGGUAGACUGUCUCUGUUUAGUGGAAUGGAGUUGGUCAACCGAGCAAGGCCUCCUUCACAGCUCCCGGAGACGGCCUCUGUUGACAUGGAACUGUCGGUUGCCGCGACAACGGAGAACCCGUCGGCGGUGGAGAUGGAGGAGGCGGAACCGGAACUCGAAUCAGAAUUCGUUCCGUCUCAGCAUUCCUAUUCAGACAGAGACACGAGUAUUGUCCAAGCUAGCGGAGGAGACCUUAGACAGCAAGUGUCUGCUUUCUCCUUCCUCAACGUAUGAUCCUUACCUUACCUUACCAACGCAUCACCCAUUUUACCACCGAGUGUGUAAAUAGUAUUGAAGUGAGAUUCCUAUUCUUUGGUACCUACAGCCUGCUUGGCCUCUGCGGAGGAGAGGCAGCAUAGACGCCGAACACUAAAGCAACUAACCCGAUUUUGCACUGGUUACACCUUUUUUAAACAAUGCUGCUAGUCAUUUCUUGGAACUUUGAUGGUUCAUUUUGAUAUUUUUGUUAUUUUUGUUGUUUUAUUUUUUUUUUCCAAAAUGUUAUCUUUAUCAAAAAUGUUAUCAGGUGCAAUUUUAUUCAGGUUAGAGGUAUGUUAUGUUUGUCUUGCCCUUUAUUCUCAGGGUACCCAGAGAUUGAGUUUCCUGUCUUCCUGCGUUAUUCACAGAUCCUUUAACAGCUGUUCACUCUGUUUUCACAGGUGCAAUAUGAAGGUUUUUUUGUGCCGCCUCCAAAACAUAAUGUUGUGAUAGUUAAAUUGCAGAAGCAUAAGUAAAAGACAGUGUUCAAAUUGUUCUAUUUAAUCUGUAUUUUGAUUAUGCUGCUGUCUAUUUUUAGUGCAUUUUUCAUAAUCAUAAAGAAAAUAUUUGUAAUUCAUAACUAAAAUACUUAAGAGACUAACACAUCAGGUAUCAAGUCAUUUGAAAUACAGCUCUGGAAACAAUGAAGAGACCAUAUUUCUGAUGUCAUCAUAUGGUUACUGAUUAACAUUCAAAUGAGUUGACGGUCAUAUUCAAAUUUGCAGUAUUAUUUAUAGUAUAUUAUAUAAUGUUUCAAUGUUCUCAACGAGACAAUAUAUCAUGUACAACCAUUUCUGUGACCGGCAUAAAAACUUCAUAUUGCACCUUUUUAACACCGAUGGCCACUAGAAGUCUUAAAGCCCUUUCAUUUCAUCCAAGGCUGCAAAGGGAAAUGUGAGUGAAAAGGAUUUGCCUCGGGACAGACGAGUAAAGUGGUGUGUGUGUGUGUGUGUGUGUGUGCGCGACUCCUAAAUAAUUGUAAGGCAUGGCUUUCAUUCCCUUCCUGUCCAUUCUCCUGCAGCUACCUCUGUUGGCUGAGCGGUUCUUGCAUGUCUUUAAAUGGUGUCCACGCCACACUCAGGUGGUUUAGUGCACACAGUAGGUAUCAGACAUAGAUAUAUAUAUAUAUCUAUGGGUAUCAGAAAGCUAGAUGCCGCCAUGUUUACUGUAGCAGUGCAGCCAGAUGACGCCAUCAAAGGUGAAGUGCAGGCUUCCACGGAGCUCACUGCGGUAUCUAGCUUUCUAAAAUGUUAUGGUUUAGUGCAAUAUCACAUGAGUGCAUCUGGCUGUUUUCAGUGUGGUUGGGGGGGUUGGUGUGCACGUGGUUAGGUUCACGUACUUACUUUCAAGUCUUCCGUUAUCUUAUACUUGCGCACAAGCUGCAACUCGCAGUUGGUUAAUUCACCUUGUUCCAACUUACAGAUGAGGCCUGUGUUUUAAAGUGUGUGUGUAUGUGUGUGUGUGUGUGUGUGUGAUCUUCCUUGAUGCAUGGCAAAAGCCCAAACUGUAAGCACCACGUCAGCUUACCAGGCAAGAAGGUUCUAAUGACGGAAUAGAUAGCCUCAAUAAUGAAGUCUCUAAAUGUGACUGUUUGUCUGUGUUUGUGUGCUUCUCCCAGAACAGAUGUGAUGGUUUCCUGUGUGUUUGAAGUGUUGUGUUCAAUGACAAACAGUAUGUUCAUGAAACUGAUUGAGGCUUUACCCACUUCAGCAAAAACCAUGCGUUCACAUCUGUAAACCAGAAAAACUUAACCUCACUGUGUCAUUAAACAAGUCAGAGAAGGUGGAAA